GUGAUUAAUCACCGAUAAGACGGUCGUCACAAAAGUUGAGACACAGUUUUGUCACUUAAGUCAAGUGUCUCGAGAGGUGUCACUACUGCUGAAGCAAUCAUACCAUUGAAGACACAAAAGUAUAAACAAAUAUUGAAUUAUAUUUGAUCUGAAAGUAAGCCAUAGAGUGGUCACCUAAUUGUCACCAAAAUGGUUGUGUUGAGUACAUUGAAGACAUUGACCAGAAUUGAGACCAUCUCACGGGUCGUCAAAAGACGCGAUGCGAGACAAUCGAUGGUACGUCUGGUUCAUGCGGGAGAGUUCCCAAUGCGGCCAUCGGUUUAUGCGUGGCGUAAAUUCAAGGACUUUCUGCACUUUUAUGUAAUGCUUGGAGUCAUACCGCUGACCAUUUUUGCCACUUAUGUGAGCAUCCGUUACGGACCCGCAGAGUUGGCCGAAAUUCCCGAAGGAUAUGAACCUGAAGUUUGGGAAUACGAAAGGAACCCGAUCACUAGAUUUUUUGCCAAAAAUAUAAUGCCUGAUAAACGACACGAUUAUGAAGAAAUGGUCGCAUACUUUAAUGAAGAAUCGGAAAAAAUUAUACUCAAGAAAAUUGAGAGAAUGGUCAGAGACUUCAUGAAAGAUCGAUCGGACUAUCAGUCGUGGUAUUACAGACAUCUCGACGCCUAUCAUAUGAGAGUCGAACGCGAAGACUGGAAGUUCCUUAAGAAUCAUUACGAGGGAUGGAAAGACUAUGUGGUCAAUGAAAAGACAUUUAGAGAAAUGGGUGAUCCAAAGUAAUUACUAAAAUAGACAGAUCCCAUACUUUAUACUUAUUUUAGUUGUAAAUAAUAAUAAUAAUAAUAGUAGUAAAUAUAAAUUAAUAAUAAUAAUAAUAAUUAAAACAUUUAGAUUAUAAUUAAAUUGAAAUUAAAAAAAAACAAUAAU
Oppia nitens is the source of this 927-nucleotide messenger RNA. It is a transcript of the gene ND-SGDH, whose product is annotated as NADH dehydrogenase [ubiquinone] 1 beta subcomplex subunit 5, mitochondrial-like. The transcript has 3 exons. NCBI's taxonomy places the organism in Eukaryota, Metazoa, Arthropoda, Arachnida, Sarcoptiformes, Oppiidae. The record is from RefSeq and is a predicted model, not a curated record. The coding region runs from base 190 to 780 and encodes 196 amino acids.